AUGGCCCCGAUCCUCGACGCUGCCGAGCAAAAGGCCAAGGACUAUGUCCUUCGCAACUUCCCCUCCGGCCCGGGCGUCGCCAUCACUCCGCUCUUGAUGGGCAUGAUCAUCGAUGCUGUCCUCAUGGGUAUCAUGCUCUCGCAACUAAUCCACUGGUUUUCCCACCAGCGGUCACAGGAGUCCAAGGCUCACCAGUACGCCGUAAUGUGGUGCUCAGUCAUGGGCUGCUUUGUCUUCCUCCUCUCCACAGGCUGGAUCCUGUACCUGUUUGGCUACAACUUUGGCCGAUGGCAACCACUCACAGACUACCGAUGGCUCUCGCUCUAUCCUCUUGUUGACGCCUCGAUGGUCCUUGUCGUUCAGGUCUUUUACGCCGAGCGUGCCUACAAGAUCGCCAACCGCGCAAAGGUACUGAUCCCUAUGGUCGCGAUUCCGAUGAUCGUAUCCGCCGUCGGCGGUGUUGGUGUUGCCGUGUGCGGCUUCACUGACCGGGUCAUUUCCACCAAUUACAAGAUCUUUGUGUGGUUCUGGAUUGUGGGAUGCUUUGUCGCCGACCUGAUCAUCACGUCUAUCGUGUUGUGGGGUCUGACGCGCUCCCGUUCGCCAUGGGAGCAGACCGAUAUUCUCGUCAAGCGCCUUAUUCGUGUGGCGUGCGAGUCCCAGCUUCCUCCUACCAUCAUCGCCUUUGCCCUCCUCAUUGACUGGAUUGUCCAGCGUGACACAUUCUACGGCGUCUUCUUCGAGAUGGUCCAGGGCAAGGUCUACGUCGUCGGCAUGAUCUAUGUCCUCAACCAGCGCUUUUACCUCCGUCGCGAGCUUGACGGCGAGAACAACAACAUCACCGCCAUCCGUCCCAGUACUUUCUCCAAUUUCAAGGGUGGCCGCAACCGCAACGGCGCACCUCUCGGCCCAGCGACGAUUCACGUCCAGACCGAGACGUACGUCGAGUCGCACCAGAUCAACCCGGCCUUUAUGCCCCAGCGUCUCCAGCCCAAGAUUCGCGAGGCCAGCGAGAGCGGCGACACGGAAAUGUCCGAGCUCGACGGCGUCAACCAGUCCGAGGUCGGUCUCAACUCCGAGUACAUGGAGCGCGUGCGCGCUGCGCGCAAAAAGCCCCAGUUCAACGUCGCGUCGUUUGCCGCCAUGGGUUAA
Messenger RNA from Cutaneotrichosporon cavernicola, 1152 nucleotides. RefSeq lists its product as uncharacterized. The record is from RefSeq and is a predicted model, not a curated record. The transcript has 6 exons. Lineage: Eukaryota; Fungi; Basidiomycota; Tremellomycetes; Trichosporonales; Trichosporonaceae. Bases 1 to 1152 code for a protein of 383 amino acids.